AUGCGGCCGUCACUAAUUCUACGAGGGGGAGGUGGAAAGAUUCCCUACCCAAAACACGUCUGGUCCCMGGCCGGUGGUUGGUACUCGCAACCUGCCAAUUGGAAGACCAACACUGCAAUCAUGGGCGGUGUAGUAUUUGGAAUCGCUGCAAUGACCUGGAACUUGAGUGCCGAGCGGGAAUUCAGGAACGAGAUGCCCAGGGCCGACCGAUUCUUUCCAUCACGAUACUGGAGCAAGCAGAUUAUUGAGCACGAGAAGGCCGAGAAAGCCAAGGCAGGAGAGCUAUGA
Messenger RNA from Ramularia collo-cygni, 288 nucleotides. RefSeq lists its product as uncharacterized. NCBI's taxonomy places the organism in Eukaryota, Fungi, Ascomycota, Dothideomycetes, Mycosphaerellales, Mycosphaerellaceae. The record is from RefSeq and is a predicted model, not a curated record. The coding region runs from base 1 to 288 and encodes 95 amino acids. The transcript has 3 exons.